GUGAGUGCGGCGCACGGCGGUACUUGAGCGUCAGUCUCCAUUGGAGACGGUUCAGCGUCAGGCUCAGCAUGACGGCGCGGCAGUGAAGCCCCAUCCAGCGUCCCGAAGCGAGUGAGCCGGGUAGGGAGAGCCGGGGAGCAGCCCGCCAUGCAGUGGGGGGCCGGGGGCCACUGAACGCAGAGCCCAGUGCAGGGAGCCUCACACCCCCUCCCCGCAGUGGGAAGGGAGACCAGCUUUCUGCCCCAAGUGGAGAUGAAGAAGCACUCUGCCAGGGUGGCCCCGCUGAGCUCAUACAGCACGCAGGUCCUCACCUGCCCCGUCUCCGAAGGAGAGGAUGGCUCCGAGUCUCAUGCGGAGACGCUGGCCAGCGAGGCCAGUGGGGAGCAGGGGCAGUGCCAGUCGUGUGCGAGUACUAUCCUGAAGGUGCUCGGCGGCCUGCUGGUGGUUGUGUUCAUCUCCUCCUCUUGGGUGGGCACCACGCAGGUGGUCCAGCUCACCUUCCAGUCCUUCUCCUGCCCGUUUUUUAUCACGUGGUUCAGCACCAACUGGAACAUUCUCUUCUUCCCCCUUUACUAUUCUGGCCACCUGGUCACCACACGGGAGAAGCAGUCGCCCAUUCAGAAAUUCAGGGAGUGCAGCCGCAUCUUCGGGGAGGAAGGGCUGACGUUAAGGCUGUUCGUGAAGCGCACGGCGCCCUUCUCCAUCCUGUGGACCCUCACCAACUACCUGUACCUGCUGGCCCUGCGCAAGCUGACGGCCACCGACGUCUCCGCGCUCUACUGCUGCCACAAGGCCUUCGUGUUCCUGCUGUCCUGGAUCGUACUGAAGGACCGCUUCAUGGGUGUGCGGAUCGUGGCAGCCAUCAUGGCCAUCACUGGCAUCGUCAUGAUGGCCUAUGCCGACGGUUUCCAUGGUGACUCCAUCAUAGGCGUGGCUUUGGCUGUGGGCUCCGCCUCCACAUCUGCCCUCUACAAGGUGCUGUUCAAGAUGUUUCUGGGCAGCAGUAACCUGGGCGAGGCGGCACACUUCUUCUCCACGCUCGGCUUCUUUAACCUGGUCUUCAUCUCCUGCGUGCCGCUGGUGCUGUACUUCACUAAGGUGGAGCACUGGGGCUCCCUGUCCACGUUGCCCUGGGGGUACCUCUGCGGGGUGGCGGGGCUCUGGCUGGCAUUCAACAUCCUGGUCAACGUGGGAGUGGUGCUCACCUACCCCAUCCUCAUCUCCAUCGGGACCCUGCUCAGCGUGCCUGGCAAUGCAGCCGUGGACGUGCUGAAGCACGAGGUGAUAUUCAGUGUGGUGCGUCUGGCGGCCACCUGCAUCAUCUGCCUGGGCUUCCUGCUGCUGCUGCUGCCUGAGGAGUGGGACUCGGUCACGCUGCGCUUCCUGACUGCCUUCGCCGACAAGAAGGCCGAGGAGCACGGCGAGGAGCUCACCGAGUCCAGCGUGCACACGCGCAGCCGCGCCAACGGCGCCGUCUCCAUCCCGCUGGCAUGACCUCGCCCUCGCCGCCCACCGGCCAAUGACCCGCCUCGCACAAACCCCUGCCCCCCAUCCCAUACCUGCUGGGGGAGAGUGACUCUGCAAUACUGAAUGUAGAGUGCGGCACCGGGAAGGAGCCGGAAGCAGAAUUAUGAUGGGAAAAGGCAACUCUCUGCUGUCAUGCCUUUAAGAGGAGUCUGUCAGAUUUGAAUGAUUGACUGUGUUAAAGGGAAGGUGAAAUUUACUCUCUCUGCCUUCCUGGCCACACCCCCCCUCCCCCAGACUACAACCAUCCCACCAUGGACUGUAUUCUGUGAAUAUAAACGUUGACAGGGCCAAUAUGGCCCAAUCUUAUCUGUAUUUAAUUAAACGCUUGGAAAAGUAUAUCAACAGGGAACAGAGACUAAUAAAGUAUUAUAUAGAGGAAUGGGUGUAAAAUAAAUCAUGCUUGAUAAACAUUUUUAAUAAAAGGAAAAUUAGGCAUUAAUUGACUUGAUUUUCUUCCUUUUCUUGUUUUAACAAAAUGUGUCUCUGUACAAAAAAUGUUAACUGAUCAAUCCUUAUAGCUGCAGAUUUCUAACUCCUCGAAGCACCGAUGUUUUCGCUACACGCACUGAUACCCUGUUACGUGGGAAGGCAGGCAAAGUAUCCAUAGGAACUGAUCAUGAUGACGAGAGAUGUAAGACUUGAAGUUAAGUGUCUCACUGGUGCCUCUCUCAGGCGGUAUGGAGCAGCGGCUGCAUCAUUUAUGGCUGUGAGAGGAGACUUCGGACUUUAGAUUCUUUAAAGCAGGAGUAGCCGAUCUUGUCCAUAAAGGGCCGGUGCGUAUGCAGGCUUUUGGGUUAACCUUUAAUUCAGCUGUUCAAACCCAGGUGUGAGGACCUUUCAGACAAUCUGUCCUCUA
This is a messenger RNA of Paramormyrops kingsleyae, 2383 nucleotides long. RefSeq names its product solute carrier family 35 member F4 (gene slc35f4). The record is from RefSeq and is a predicted model, not a curated record. NCBI's taxonomy places the organism in Eukaryota, Metazoa, Chordata, Actinopteri, Osteoglossiformes, Mormyridae. Gene Ontology annotation, biological process: transmembrane transport. Gene Ontology annotation, molecular function: transmembrane transporter activity. Gene Ontology annotation, cellular component: membrane.